CCAGGACCUACAGGCGUUACCUCAUCAGCCCGCGCGCUCGCCCGUUCUCUCUCUUUCAGCGGCGCUGCCUGUCAGGGUGGCCGCCAUUAGGAACUGUAUCUGAGCAUCGUUCACCUCUAGUCAACCAAGAUCGCACUGGAAAUCCCAAUUUAAAGUGGUUGCAUAAGCCACUGUGUUGGCCAGUGGAAGUGGGAGCCUUGCUGUAGACACCAUGCCUGCCCUCAGACCCCUGGUGAAACCUAAGAUCGUCAAGAAGAGAACCAAGAAGUUCAUCCGCCAUCAAUCAGAUCGCUAUGUCAAGAUCAAGCGCAACUGGCGUAAACCAAGAGGUAUCGAUAACAGAGCUCGCAGGAGGUUCAAGGGCCAAAUCUUGAUGCCCAACAUUGGUUAUGGUAGCAAUAGAAAGACGAAACACAUGCUGCCCACAGGAUUCAAAAAGUUUCUGGUCCACAAUGUCAAAGAACUUGAGGUGCUGCUGAUGAGUAACAAGUCUUAUUGUGCAGAGAUUGCUCACAACGUUUCCUCCAAGAACCGCAAGGUAAUCGUGGAACGAGCAGCUCAGCUUGCGAUCAAGAUCACCAAUCCAAAUGCCAGACUGCGCAGUGAGGAAAACGAAUAAAUGGUCGUCUCCUCUGUGUAACUGUAACUAAUAAAAUACAAAAAAGCCACAAUGUGA
This is a messenger RNA of Trachemys scripta elegans, 676 nucleotides long. It is a transcript of the gene RPL32, whose product is annotated as ribosomal protein L32. Gene Ontology annotation, biological process: translation. Gene Ontology annotation, cellular component: cytosolic large ribosomal subunit; ribosome. The transcript has 5 exons. Gene Ontology annotation, molecular function: structural constituent of ribosome. Lineage: Eukaryota; Metazoa; Chordata; Testudines; Emydidae. The record is from RefSeq and is a predicted model, not a curated record. Bases 212 to 619 code for a protein of 135 amino acids.